CUGCCGUGAGGGGGUGGGCUGACUGUGAGGUUUGAAUAGGGAAGUUUGCAGAGCGCAGUGCUACCAUCCAGUUCAGUGUUUGCAAAUACAGAUAGUUACACGCAAGCGAGGACCGGUCAUCUGUUAAAACAGCACUUGUUUGCAUCGCAACUGCAUGCAAGUACAUCAACAGGGAUACUCGGUUGACAUCAUUGCCAACAAAUAUUUUUUUUUCUAAAUCUUUGGGGGUUUUUGUAAAACGAAAAAAAUUAAAGUGCGGCCAAAUAGGCUUUCACCACUCGAGACUUGGAAAUGGAUGUUCUACCUAUGUGCAGCAUCUUUCAAGAACUUCAAAUAGUUCACGACACGGGCUAUUUUUCCGCUUUACCAUCGCUGGAGGAGUAUUGGCAGCAGACAUGCUUGGAGCUGGAGCGGUACCUACAGAACGAGCCCUACGUCUCGUCGUCCGAGCUCAAGUUCGACGGCCAAGAGGACCUCUGGAGCAAGCUGAUCCUGGCCUGCGAGGAUAAGGCCAAGGCCGGGGCGGAACCAAAGACCCCACUGGUGCACGACGAGGACCACCAGGACAGCCAGAUCUUGGACAGCAACAGCGUGAACUCUGACGCCAGCAGCGAGGCGUCCGACAGUUCGGAGGAGCUCUCCCCCACGCACAGCUUUACCUCCAACCCCCUGGGCUCGGUGUUGGUCGGAGCCGGACCUUUCAGCCCCUCCGUCAUCAGCACGCCCCCGUCCUCCCCCGAACCCCCCCACACGGAGCCCGGCGCGGCGUCGCAGGGCUGGGGCAGCAGCAGCACGCACGCCGACUUGCACUUGCCCGUCAAAAUCAGGACCUCGGGGGUCGGAAAGAGUUCGGACAAAUCGGGACUGGUCUGCGGGGAGGGUUCCCCUGACGGCCGGCGGCGGGUGCACAGGUGUCACUUCAACGGCUGUCGCAAGGUUUACACGAAGAGCUCCCACCUCAAAGCACAUCAGCGCACCCACACAGGGGAGAAACCAUACAGGUGUUCAUGGGAGGGAUGCGAGUGGCGUUUUGCACGAAGCGACGAGUUGACCAGACACUUCAGGAAGCACACUGGGGCAAAGCCAUUUAAAUGCAGUCACUGUGACAGAUGUUUCUCAAGGUCCGAUCAUCUGGCCCUUCACAUGAAGAGACACAUCUAGAGGGGAGCAGGACAAAACUCAAAACCAACCAACCAACCAACCAACCAACCAAUGCAGCAAAAGCGGGGGAGAUAAUAAAUAGAAAAACGAUGGGGGGAAAAACUAAACAAGCAAACAAACAAACCAACACAACGAAAAAGAAGAGAAAUGUCAUCUCCCGAGCCGACUCUUGGUUGAACUGACUCCAGAGCAGAGCGGUGGCGGGAGGGGGGAGGGGGGGGGGUGUUCCAGCCAAAGCAUGCCAUUUUGCACCAUACUGAAAACCCAGUGCCUCCGGGACGCCUCUUUGGAGAGCAGCCGCUCCGAAGGUUGUCCGUCGCCACGAGAGGACAAAAUCAUGAAUGGAAGAAUCUAUUGAGGGAAAGGCUUGCGAAACAACGAGAAAAUUCUGGAGCGAAAGAGAGAGAGAGACAAAAAUUCGGUAGAACAAAGACACACACAAACAUACAUACACAAACGCAACACAACAAGAAUGAAUGAUCCGUAUGUAUGGUGCAUGAUGUUUUUGAGAACAUCUUCCCGGACAGCAGAUACACUGGUACUUUACGAAAAAUGAAAAACACACAAAAAAAACAAACUGUCUGAGGUAAGCAUGUGUGCACUGUGAAUGUUUGGGACUGGCAGACUGGCCCCUGCCACAGGAGAGACCAGAGAAGGGGCUUUGGUUGACUGGACAGAAGGGGGGGGUGGAUGACGGGGGUCGGUACCUAUAUUGCUGUGGGUUGGAUGUGGGAGGCUUCUAUUGGAACAGGGUAUUUUGGUGCUCCAAAAGAACUGUUCAGAAGUCCUGGCCACGUGAGAAUGGGGAGCAAGGGUACCCGCGUGUGGGUCACCAGGACUGGGGUUUGGGGGUCCAUCGCCAGAGCCUUUUUUUUUUUUAGAGCCUCGGAUCCUGACUACUAAGGGGUCGGGGGUGGGGGAGGGGAAUGACUCAUCCCCUCAGAUUGGGGGGCUCCCCCCACUUCCCAGUCUUUGUAUGAGAGAUGCUUCUUUGGUGUAUUUUGGUGCAGCUACUUAAUGUGCAAUGUGUUCUGUAGCCUGGUUUAUUUUAUUAUGAUUUUUUUUAUACAAGCUACAAAGCUCAUUUGUAGUCCCAAUUGUAUAAGCUGUGUGCUUAGAGGUAUAACACAAUUAUACUAUAACUUCAGUAUCAUAGACAGAUGUUGCAUGGUUCUAGGGUUCUUCUUCACUUUCCUGUUUCCACUGUAAUCAGGACUGCAAAUAGUUUCAAUAAAAGUGCAGCUAAAUUGCUAAUGGUUAAAUGUUACAAUGUUGUACAUAAGCCUUGAUAACUUUUAUUUUGACAUCACCCCCCCCCCCACCCCCCCCCCCCCGAUUCAUCUGCAUCAUAUUUUUGUAUCUUUUGGCUGGCUUUUCCCCACUGCUUAGCUUACUGAUAAUGUGUAUCAGUCAUCGAGCUCUUACUUUCACCCAUUCUUAUGCCUUGAGGACUAAUUUGACGUUUGUACUUCCUUUCCGUUUUCUAUCUUAAUAAUGCACUGUUGACCUUAAUGGUGCCUUAUGCAAGUGACUUAGCCCUCUAGUGGUCGUUUCCUCCCCUGGAGCUUGGAAAAAAAGUCACAUGUUUUGAAUGGGUGAAUUUAAAAAGAAAAAAACCACACAACAAAAAAAAUAAACUCAAUCAAGGUUCAAUUGCUUGUGAGCUAGCGCCUCCAGUUUCCACGUCUGCUGUCCCUCCCCAUUUUGGAUUUGAUGCUUUCAGAGUGUAGAUGCUCAGUAAGAGCCCCUCGUUGGUUGGAUACGUCUUUAAGGAAAACAAUAGUUGAUUUAAUCGAUGUGUAUAUCUUUUUAAUAAUGUAUAAUUUCCCCAUUUGAGGAGUUAAAAACAUUGUAAAUAUGCCAAAUUCUGUAUGUUGAGAGCACUUAAAUCAAUUUAUUAAAGACAUUAACUACUGUGUAGUAUGUAUUGUAGUCCAUCGCACACAGCUUAACAAAAAAAGGUACAAAAUUAGCAGCAUUUUGAGAACAUGGUUGAAUGGGCAAUACAAACUACUUCAGUGCUCCUGUUUAAUGGCAAAGCAUGGCAUAGACUGGGAAUACAAUCUCCAAUACAUCCAAUCCCCCCCCUCCCUCACCCAUACGCAUAAGAAAUUUCUUCAUCCCUGCAAGCAGGACUGAAGGAAAAAGCUAAAGAUUUAUUGUAAUUAACAGGCUGCAGUUGGACAGGCCUUGCCUUGUACUGGCUCUCUGUAAUGAAUUGCUAAAGGCUUUGUUGGCAUGGAAUCCGUCACAGACUGCUGACUGUGUAGGUUGGUUAUUGACCUGUCUGGGGAGCGUUGUUUUAGCCGAACUGCAACAGUAUUAUAAAGCGGGCAAUGGUGGGGGGGCGGGACGGAUAAAGAUCAUCCAUUUGAUUUGACCUGUUGUUGGUAUAUGUAGAAAAUUGGCAGAGUCCCCAUCUCCGGUCGGUAUUUGUCUUUCAGUGACGCUAUGUCGCCUCAUACAAAAUACUUUAGGGGGGUUGAUUAGUGGAAACAAAUGGUGAACAUAGCAGGCUAGAGACCAAAAUAAUUUUGCAGGAUAUAACUGUUCAUGCUCAACGUGAAAUUCCAGGAGAGCCAAACCGCUAGCCACUGUGAUAGAAGACGCUCUGUUUUGUCAGAGUUUGAUGUUGCAGCAAGUUGCAGCAUGGCAUGCGGCGGCAUAUGGAUUUCAGAUCAAUCGGUGGAAAGACACAGGAUGUGUACAAACUUGAAACUGCUUGCUGGGAUGGAAUUAGAUUGUUGGCACGGCCUUUAUGGACAGGAACGUGGGACAUCCAUUGUUUGAAAUGGCAGGCAGUGCUGUUCAAGUGGUAAUUGAGCCUUGAUUUAGUCCCAAUGUUUGUUUGCAUUUUAAAGCCCUUUCCAUCACUGCUAUCUUCUCGCUCUUUCUCCCUCACAUCCACAACCCUGACACGUAUCCUUCAUUCAACCACAGCUCUUUGUUCUAAACAGUCUUUGUAUAAAAAAAAUCAACUUUUGUAAAAUUGUUAUGUUUAUGCUUUAUGAAAUUUUUAUUUGAAAUUGUUUUGCAAAAUUGUUAUAUUUCUGUAUGAAUGUAUUUUUUAUUGGAAUAAUAAGAAAUUCUUAUCUGA
Molecule: messenger RNA, 4258 nt
Organism: Gadus morhua (Atlantic cod)
Lineage: Eukaryota; Metazoa; Chordata; Actinopteri; Gadiformes; Gadidae
Gene: klf6a
Product: Kruppel like factor 6a
Exons: 4
Coding region: 292-1161 (289 amino acids)
Biological process (GO): regulation of transcription by RNA polymerase II
Molecular function (GO): DNA-binding transcription factor activity, RNA polymerase II-specific; RNA polymerase II cis-regulatory region sequence-specific DNA binding
Source: RefSeq, a predicted model, not a curated record